This is a messenger RNA of Porites evermanni, 306 nucleotides long. The record is from the annotation of a GenBank genome assembly. Lineage: Eukaryota; Metazoa; Cnidaria; Anthozoa; Scleractinia; Poritidae.
AUGUCUGGAUUUACAGUGGAAAAGCAUUACGGCGAGUGGAUGCUAUCGCGUUGGUAUGACAACAUCCCUGGCCCAGACCGACUGGUUGAAAUUUCCACUUCUUUAAGUGAGCAAGAAGCUUUUGAUCUGGUAAACGCAUGGUCUAAGAAGCUUUUGACUCCUGGGCUCGACCCAGAGAGACUCAACAACAUCACCGAAUCAUUGAUUUCAAGUCACUGGAAUCAAGCUUGUAGGAUGGGUUGCCUUGCAGUACAGUUUACGUACAUCAAUGGCUUUUAUCAUCGCUUUGUGUGGCGGGUGGCGUAA